Messenger RNA from Momordica charantia (bitter melon), 1171 nucleotides. RefSeq lists its product as uncharacterized. The record is from RefSeq and is a predicted model, not a curated record. NCBI's taxonomy places the organism in Eukaryota, Viridiplantae, Streptophyta, Magnoliopsida, Cucurbitales, Cucurbitaceae.
UUUUAUUUUUUCAGAAAAAGAACAGAGGGGCCAAGCCAAUGACUUGAGAAUUGAAAUGGCGCAAUACGGUGUCGUAUGGAUUGGCGCGAAAUUAUCUUAAGAUUUAACCUGAACUGGAAUCACGCCGUAGAAGAAGCAGCAAACGUAAAAGUAGAGAAUUCUCUUCGAAUCUUCUCAGCCAACGAUUCUUUAUCUGCUGAAAUAGACCUCAAUUUUCUCGGGAGCAAUCAAAUUCUCUCCGCUGUCGAGAACCACCGUCUGGAGUACUGAGCUCUGCGCCGCCGCAUCCGGUGCGAAAUGGAGACUACGAUGAAACAAAGUGUAGGAAAUAAGCUGGAAAGAAAAGAGAACUCGGACAAUGUGAACGACGGUGUCGAGACCUUUUGGACAAUUUGUCCGUAUUGCUAUUAUAUCUACGAGUACAAGAUAGAGUAUUUUGACUGCUGUCUCCGGUGCCAGAACUGUGAAAGGGCUUUUCAUGCGGUCGCCAUUGAUGGACCACUACCCCAGACUACGCUGGUGGAAGGAAAGGAGCAGUAUAAUGUUUGUCUUAGAUUAUUUCAAAUUUGCUACUCCGAUGAACCGGUAGCGGUUGUGAUUGAUAAAGAAAUAAUGGCGGAUGUUAACAGUAACACUACUGUAGUUUAUAAACUUGAGGACGAUGAUGGUAGUAGUACCACACAACGGAGAAGGGUGAUUGCGAACGACGAGGGCACUUCAGGCCAUUGCUAUAUUGAUGAGUUUUGUGAAAAUUCGCCGGAGCAAUCGGAUAGCAUUGAAAAAGAUGAUCGUGCAGAGCAAGAGAUUGAGCAGUUGCAAUCAAGAAUUCGUGAGAUUGAGAAUGAAGGUAAAUCGAUGGCUGAUCAUUCGAAGGACAGACUCAACGGGGAAUCUGAACACAAGAGGAAGAGUAAAUCUGGCGAGCUGGAAUCUUACAUUGAAGGCGAUGAUGAUAUCUUCGUUGGUUUACCAAAUCUUUGGUGAUGGAUGGGACGGAAGAGAAAAUAAAGUCAAUUUAGCUUUAGUGUUGGAAAUGGCGACCAUUGUAUCUAGAGUGCAGAUUACUUUUGUUCGUUCCCAAAUUGUUUUGUACAGUCGGAAACUGGUGAAUGAAUAGAAUACUGGAAAAACUCUCUCUUGAAGUACCAAAAAGAGGUCUUCGCUUUGUAAG